Molecule: messenger RNA, 3593 nt
Organism: Pseudophryne corroboree (corroboree frog)
Lineage: Eukaryota; Metazoa; Chordata; Amphibia; Anura; Myobatrachidae
Product: E3 ubiquitin/ISG15 ligase TRIM25-like
Exons: 1
Coding region: 204-1784 (526 amino acids)
Molecular function (GO): zinc ion binding; protein binding
Source: RefSeq, a predicted model, not a curated record
AGAGAGAGAAAAAGAUACGGCUUGUGCAUCCAGUUUCUGCAGGCGAUAGCCGCAGGGAAAACAUGCUGUAUUUUUCUGGAAAAUCUAAUUUAAAAAAAAAGUUAGGAUAAAUGAUAAAUUAAGAUUCUCCUUAGUGGGUGGAACAAACAUUGCUAAUCAAACAGGAUUUUCUAAGCUAAAAAAGACACUUCCUGAUUUUAAUUAUGGCGUCUGCUGACUUCAAAGAGGGACAGAACUGCUCCAUCUGUCUGAACAAUUAUACAGAUCCUGUCACAUUGACAUGUGGACACAACUUCUGCCAGGUCUGUAUUGAUGAUGUGCUGGAUACACAGGGAGUGUCUGGAGUUUAUGCCUGUCCUGAUUGCAAGAAAAGAUUUCAGGAGAGACCAACGUUACAGAAGAGCAUAAAUCUAUGUAACACAACACAGUGCUUAUUCUCUUCCCAGUCAGAAUAUGAGACGGCAAGGAUCUUCUGUACUUACUGUAUUCAAUCUCCUGUGCCUGCUGUUAAAUCCUGUCUAAUGUGUGAGGCUUCUCUGUGUGAGAACCACUUGAGAGUACACAGCAAGUCAGCAGAACACGUCUUAUCUGAUCCCACCACAUCCCUUGGAAACACAAAAUGCUCCAUCCACAAGAAGAUCCUGGAGUAUUACUGCUCUAAGGAUGGUGUUUGCAUUUGUGUGUCUUGUAUUGCUUUUGGUGAACACAUGGGACAUUUUGUGGAGCCUUUGAAUACAGCUUUUGAGAAAAAGAGAGAUAUGUUAAGAAAUGUACUGGAGAAGUUGACCGUAAAGAAAAAGAGGACUGUGAAAAGAGUCAGGAGUUUGCAUAAGUGGAGGACAGAUGUUCAAGAAAAAGCAGCUUGUGUGACAAAGCAAGUCAACGUUGUUUUUAAGGACAUUAGAGAACAGCUGUACAUCCUUGAGAAGAGAGUCCUGAAUGAGAUCUACAGCUGGGAAGAGCAGGUUUCAUUUACAAUCUGUGAUCUAAUUCAGCAACUGGAGGUAAAAAAGGAUGAGCUGUGCAGGAAGAUGUGUCACAUUGAGGAGCUAUGUAACCUGACUGAUCCAGUGACUAUUUUACAUGAACAGGAAUCCUACAGAGGUGACUUUUGUGAAACUGAGGAGGGAGAAAAUGAGGACAGGGAGAGAGAUAAUAAAAAGCUUCAUAAUGUAGGUGAUUUGGAUGAGGGUCUCAUAUCAGUGACAUUACAUGCAGGUUUAUCUGAUAUAAUGACUGGUGUAAAAAGAGGGAUCUAUGUGUCAGAAUCACUGGACAUAUUACUCGAUCUGAACACAGCUGGUAAUUAUGUGAUUGUAUCUGGUGACUUAAAAACUGUAUCUUGGUCAGAAUUAAACCAGUAUCGCCCAGAAACCCCAGAGCGAUUUCAGUAUUGUCAGGUUUUAAGCACCAGGAGUUUUUCCUCAGGAAGACAUUACUGGGAAGUGGAGACUAGUGAGUCAGGAGAUUGGAUGGUAGGCAUGUGCUAUGCCAGUAUAGACAGAAAAGGAGUUCAGUCAUAUAUUGGAAACAAUAACAAGUCCUGGAGUCUGUGUAAAUUUAACAAUGAAUUCUCAGUGAUACAUUCCAGUGAUGUAAGCCAAUUAUCUCACUAUAUUUCCUGUCAGAGUUUCAGAAUAUAUCUGGAUUAUGAGGCUGGGCAGCUGUCCUUUUAUGAACUACGAGGUCCUAUCAGACACUUGCACACAUUCACUGCCAUUUUCACUGAGCCCCUUCAUGCUGUAUUUUAUGUAUGGGGCGACUCUGUAAGAAUUAAGAGCUAGGAAGUACAGUAUUAUUGAUUGGUAUUCGGACUAUGGAAAAGAUAAUUCAGCCUUUUUCAUCUCUAAAUGACUAUGGGAGCAAUGUGUGUGGACAGCCACCAGAGUGGCUGGGCUUAUAUUUCCCCCAUAUUCAGAGGUCUGCAAGAAAAUUAGCAAAGAUUUCCUACUGCAUUAAAUGGUAAUUGGAUGAUAUCAAGUGACACAUAACUCAGAAUUGAAUUCCUUCCCAAUAAUCUCUGCUCAUUACUAGGACAUAAAUUGUGCACACAUACAGUGAUGAUCUCCUCUUUAUAUCCAUAGUUAAACCUUUGAAAAAUAACACAUUGACAUGUCUGUAAUUGAGUUCUGUACUCAGCAACUAAAGUAUAGGCUUGCGGACACUGUUGAAAGGAUUAAUGCUGAUAUAUGAUAUAUUAGCCAGACACAGAAGAACACCAUUCCUAAUAUAGCAUAUGUGAAAUCUUGACGUGAGAUUGUUGGAUGUUACAGAUGAAGGCUAUUUGAAUUGACUACGUAAAAAAAUAUUAACAGAUAAUUAAUUUGUCAUUGCUGAAGAAAAAAUACUUUGAUAGUACUUCCAGACUGGACAAAAGUCCACUUCUAAAAUAUAUGUCCAAAAAUGAUAACCCUUAAAUGAAACGGUCAUGUUGUAGUGUGCAUUGUGUUUUCUUGUACUAUCUUUACUUCCAUAAUUUUGAGAAAGCGUCUCCUAUAUCUAAAAUCACUGGCUUGGUAUGACUAAGGCUGGGUACACACUUGUCCAAUUCUCAUUCCAUCCAACCUCUGACCUACCAGUUGGCCAGACAUUGGUAGAGCAUGUACACUUACACGACCUCUGGUUUUAUCCAAUCCUGGUUAUUUGAUCUGUCAAAUGAUUUUUUAAACCUGCUGGAAAAUCGAGAUGCAGAUGCCAUCCUGACAUACGGUAUCCAGACAGUCAGAAGACUGUCAGAAUGCCAACGCAGGAAUCCCGACAGCCGACACUCCGAACAUAAGUAUCACAAGGAGCAAGGGGAGGUUAGGAUUAGGCUGCCAAGGGAGGGGGAAGGGGGGAGGGGAGGGUACUGGUGUUAGGGUUAGGCUGUGAGAAGGGAGAGUUAGGCUGAAGGGGGUUUAGGGUUAGUCUGUUGGAGGGGAGAGUUAGGGUUAGGGGUAGGGAAGGGGAGAGGAGAGGUGAGAAUACUUACCCUAAAAGUGUCAGGAUCCUGAGCAACGGUAUGCUGGUGUCGGUGUUCUGACCACCGGCAUUCUAAGCGCCGGGAACCUGUACGCAACCCGGAAAAACAGGAGACCAGAUCAUGCAAUUGGUUUGUUCAAUUUUUCUCUCAUCCAUGUAACUGGUAGCUGGUUUGCGAAAGAUUAGAAGAGUGUAUACUGUGACACAAUCCAGAUGGUUUCAGCAUAUGCAGAUUGUAGAUUUGCAGCAAAAUUUGACAGGUGCGUAUGCAUAGACUAGAUGUUGAAUCUGCGACCCGGUCGCUAGUAGGAUUGUGUCAACAGUUCAGUCUUGAGUUGGAUCCCUGGAGGUUUGGACAAGUGUGUAUCCAACUUAAGUAAGCUUACAUGUUUGCAGCAAUGUAUGCUACAGAGCAUUGUAUUAUCUUUGAAUCUUUUUGCUUUCAGUAUGUACAGCAAAGUAUAACUUAUACAAAGUCAUGGCAGCGUCCAGCCAAGAUGAUGAUGUAUACCUCUCAAAUGCAUUAAUAUGAUUGCUUCUAUUUCAAAAAGGUGUUCUGGAUGUUCCAAUAUGCAUUGUUAUUUUGAGAAGUUUGUACGUUUGUUAGUAACAUUAAAGUAAAUGCUAUGUCA